AUGUUCGCCCGCCAAUUCCCCCGAUUCGCCUCCUCCCGUCCCACCUACAUCGCCCGGAUCCGCCUGUACUCUUCCGCGGCUCCGAGCUAUGAGCACAUCCUCACCUCGACUCCGAAGCCGGGAGUCGGCCUGAUCACCCUCAACCGCCCUAAAGCCCUCAACGCCCUUUCGAGCCCGCUCUUCAAGGAAAUCAACGAUGCACUCUCCAAGUACGACGAAAGCAAGGACAUCGGUGCUAUCAUCAUCACCGGAAGUGACAAGGCUUUCGCGGCCGGGGCCGACAUCAAAGAAAUGGCCCCCCUAACCUUCUCAACCGCCUACACAAACAACUUCAUAGCUCCCUGGUCGCACCUCGCAAACUCCAUCCGCACACCCGUCAUCGCCGCCGUCUCCGGCUACGCCCUCGGCGGCGGCUGCGAGCUCGCCCUAAUGUGCGACAUCAUCUACUGCACCUCCACCGCAACCUUCGGGCAGCCCGAGAUCAAACUCGGUACUAUCCCCGGAGCAGGUGGCUCGCAACGCCUUACUCGGGCAAUCGGCAAGAGUAAGGCGAUGGAGCUGAUUCUGACGGGGAAGAACUUUAGCGGGAAGGAGGCUGGUGAGUGGGGGGUUGCGGCGAAGGUUGUGGAAGGUGGGAAGGAGGAGGUUUUGGCCGAGGCUGUUAGGACGGCGGAGACAAUUGCGUCGUAUAGUCGGGUUGCGACGGUUGCGGCUAAGGCGGUUGUAAAUAAGAGUCAGGAGUUGGCGUUGAGGGAGGGGGUUGAGUAUGAGCGGGGCGUAUUCCAUGGGUUGUUUGGCAGCAAGGAUCAAAAGAUUGGGAUGACUGCAUUUGCCGAGAAGAAGAAGCCCGAGUGGUCGCACGAGUAA
Molecule: messenger RNA, 867 nt
Organism: Aspergillus calidoustus
Lineage: Eukaryota; Fungi; Ascomycota; Eurotiomycetes; Eurotiales; Aspergillaceae
Source: the annotation of a GenBank genome assembly